This is a messenger RNA of Microplitis demolitor, 906 nucleotides long. RefSeq lists its product as uncharacterized. The record is from RefSeq and is a predicted model, not a curated record. NCBI's taxonomy places the organism in Eukaryota, Metazoa, Arthropoda, Insecta, Hymenoptera, Braconidae. The transcript has a single exon. Bases 1 to 906 code for a protein of 301 amino acids.
AUGAAGAGUUACACAUCUCUAAGUCCAGGACAGCGAAAUCUUAUGAAAAAUGCUGGUUGGUUGAUAGGUGAUGCUAAUACAUUAACUAAUGAUGAUGGAUACUUUGAUGUAUCCAUACCAUUAAGUGUCAUACUUGGGUUUGCUGAAGAUUACAAUCGUAUUGUUAUGAAUGCAACAUAUGAGUUAGUUAUCAGAAGAUCAAAUACUGAUCUUAACGCUUACAUACAUAAACCAGCAACAACUGCUGAUGUUGCGGCAAACGUUAAGAUUACUCUAAAUAAAGUUGAGUGGCUCAUACCACACAUCACUAUGUCUGAUAAGCAGAAAAUUCAAGUAUUAAAUUAUAUAUCAAGUGAUCCAGCUAUUUCAAUGAGUUUCCGCUCAAGGGAGUUGUAUGAAUAUCCAUUACUUUCAGCAACUACAAAACACAUUUGGCAAAUUAAACCAUCAACACAGCUGGAGAAACCACGAUAUGUGAUCCUGGGAUUUCAAACGGCGAGGAAAAACGCAGUUAAAAAAGAUGCCAGUCAAUUUGAUCAUUGUAAUCUUAGAAAUGUAAAACUUUUUCUCAAUUCUCAAAGUUAUCCUUAUGGUAAUUUGAAUCUUGAUAUCGAUCGCAAUCAGUAUGCAUUAUUAUAUGAUAUGUACACUAAUUUUCAAACAUCAUACUAUGGUAGAGAAGCAGAACCAUUGUUGACAAAGGCAGAAUUUUUAAAAGAAGCCCCACUUUAUAUAAUUGAUUGUUCUAAACAAAAUGAAGCUAUAAAAUCUGGCCCAGUGGACGUUAGAGUAGAAUUUGAAUCUAAAGUUCGAUUUUCACCUCAAACAUCAGCGUACUGUCUAAUUUUACACGAUCGUAUAAUUGAAUAUAAUCGUAUAAGUAACAAUGUUAGAAAAUUAAUGUAA